Molecule: messenger RNA, 4892 nt
Organism: Phragmites australis (common reed)
Lineage: Eukaryota; Viridiplantae; Streptophyta; Magnoliopsida; Poales; Poaceae
Exons: 18
Coding region: 367-4155 (1262 amino acids)
Biological process (GO): regulation of transcription by RNA polymerase II
Source: RefSeq, a predicted model, not a curated record
AGGUUUUCCGCCGUGGCGCCUCGCCGGAGACCCCCGCCCGCCGCGGCCGACGACGCCUCGCUCUCCUCCUCCCCCCGGAAGUCCGGCGACGAUGCGCCGCCGCUCGCCGGGGGCUCGCCGGAGGCGGCGGCCGGCGUCGCCCCGUGCGAGCAGGCCAGGAAGGCGCUGUGUCUGCGCUCGCCGUUCGAAGGGGAGGAGGCGGCCGGACGGGACCCCUGGCUGCCCGCCCGGGUCGCCAGAUGGGCGGCGGUGGGCGACGCGCGGAAGAAGCAUAAGAAAGGGCAGCCGCAGCAGCAGCCGGAGCCAGCAGCAGCGGUGGAGCAGCAGCCAAGAGUGCCUGCUGGGUUCAAGGGUUUUUGGGAGCAGAUGGAGCCGUAUUUCCGUGAGUUUACAGCGGAGGAUUUCGAGGAAUUAGUGACGAAGCUGCAAUUCAGUUCUAGCCAGAUUGACCCAUGUUUCCUUGUACCGGUUGUGGGCAGUGGCAAGGAAUUAGGGGAGAAUCUCGACCCGUCCCAUGCUUCUGUGUCCAAUGACAGCUUGGAUUUGAACUUGAAUUUGGGCAAGCAUAACGAGGAGUUGGAGAGUAACAAAGUGCAGGAUAUGCUGGAGAGCUCGAAUUAUAUUGGAGGCAGCGUGGAGCUGGUUAGUAAAGAUGAGAGUAACAAAGAGAAUUGUGAUCAGGAUAUGCAGGAGGUGAUUGUGCAGCAUGAGGAGCAGCCGAUUGAAAUUGUACUAGAUCAAGGCAGGACCGAUAGCCUUGUUUUACCAGGAUGCAGAGAGGAUACAAGACCUUCUUUGAAUUGGCUACUAGGAGCAAGGGGGCGGUUUGUGCUCACUUCAGAGCGCCCAAACAAGAAGAGGAAGCUCUUGGGUGCGGAUGCUGGGUUAGAGCAGCUUGUGCUGCUGCCAUCCUUGGAAGGCGAGGCUGGUUCAAUCUGUGAUGUAUGUUGUUUGGGAGAAAGUGGCAUGGCGUCCAACAUGAUGCUUCAUUGCAAGAACUGUGAGAUAUCUGUGCACCAGAAGUGUUACGGCGUGCAUGUGGUGCCAGAUCGCUUCUGGUUUUGUGUUUGGUGCAAUCGGAAUAUUGGGAUGCCACGGAGGUUGACACGGAGCGAUGCUUGCAGGACUGUAUUAAUGCCUUGUGUGCUAUGUCCAAAGGAGAAAGGCGCUUUGAAACCUGUAAAAAGGGAUCCUGGUCCAUCUGCAGACGGAGGAAACCAAGAAUUUGUACAUUUAUUUUGUAGUCUUUGGAGACCGGAGUUUCUUGUAGAAGACAUGGAAUCAAUGGAACCUGUCACCAAUAUAGUAGAUACCCAAGAGAAUCAGACAAAAUUGGUGUGCAGCCUUUGCAAGGUCAUGCAUGGUGCAUGUGUCCGCUGUAGCCAUGGAACAUGCAGGACUUCCUUCCAUCCUAUAUGUGCAAGAGAGUCGAUGCUUCAGUUGGAGAUAUGGGGGAAGUUUGGCCAUGAUAAUGUUGAGAUGCGAGCAUUUUGUGCAAAACAUUCUGCAGUCAGAGGCAUUAGCUCCAUACAGAACAACAAAAAUGCCUUUGAACAGGAGUCGACACAAGUUGACCUGCAUGAUGGAAAACUUGUCACUGGGAAGGAACAGCAAGUGAGAUUUACACGCAGUAAUAAGGACAAAUUUAAUGACACAAUCACAACUUCUAGUUCUUGUAGCCUAAACAAAGUACAGACAAUGGAAAUGGCUACCUCUCCGUCGACUGUUGGAAGCAUAGAAAAUCGAGAAACUCAAAGCGUCGAUAUUGUUGUUGACCAACCUAUGGGAGAUGGGAAUCUUAUGAGCAAUGCUGGAGAUGUUUCCGGAGUUCUUAGAAAGCUAGUUGACCAAGGAAAGGUUAGUGUUGGUGAUAUAGAAUCAGAACUAGGUCUUCGUUCAGAAUCAUUGGAGGCUGCUCUUGAGCCUGAAACCACCGCCUUCUCCCCUGGUCUGAGGUUGAAAAUCAUCAAGUGGCUGCAAAACUCCGUGCAUGUGCCUUCUGUUCAAGUGAAGCCUCUUAAAGAUGGUUCUUUGUCACCACAAGGUACAUUGCUUAGAAGUGAAAGUACAAACUUAACAAAUGCCAAACUUUGCUCAGGAGAGGAGGAUGGUAUAUCUUCAUUUGAUCAUCGUUUUCCCCAGGAUGAUAAUGAUAAUAAAGGCUGGAAUGAUUUACUACGAAAUGGCUUUCACAGUUGUCGCGAUUCUGAUGUAGAUCAGAUUCCUGGCCGGCGUUUGCUCAACAUUGAUGGUUACCACUGCUAUAUUCAUCCAUUCAUUGAGGAAAGAUUGCAAGAUUUGUGGGGUAAUUAUUUCGAGCAAAAUAAAGAGGCAAAUAAUUAUCAUGAAAAAUUAUCUUGUCCCCAUGGUGUUUCAGCAGCAAAACUUGGGCUAUUAGCAGACAUAGCUGCUGUGGAUCAAAUUCAUAAAACAAAAUCAUCAGGUAUCCUGGAGCAUUCACCCGAUGAUGAAAUAGAAGGGGAAAUUGUUUAUUUACAAUCCAUCCUAUUCAAUGAUGUUGUUUCUAUGAAGCAGAGAUAUGAAGAUUGGAUACUCAAGGUUGUCCAGAAUAUUUCUUGGGAGUUGGAUUCUUUCAAUAAAAGAAAAUGGGACCAUAUCAUUGUGAAUCAGUUCCUUCGUGAUUUGAGGGAAGCUAAGAAACGGGGGAAUGCAGAGAGGAGACACAAGGAAGCUCUAGCUAUCCUAGCUGCAACUGCACCUUCUGUUGCAUCCACCUCACGAAAUGCAACAGUGAGGAAAGAGCUAGAAAACAACGUUACAUCUGCUAAACAAGAGAGUAUGCCCAAAACCAAUGUUGGGUCUUCAAGAGUUAGCCAACUGUCUUCGUUGCCACAAGCAAAGGAUGUAUCAAUUUCUAAUAACAAAGUCUCAGAAGAUACUAACUUUGGCAUUUUUGAUCUGGCAAAAUUCUCCAAGAAAAGUGCUCUUCCCUGUGAUAUAUGCUUGAGAUGUGACACUGUAUUGAAUCGAAUUUUUGUCUGCUCCAGCUGCAAGCAGGCUGCUGUCCACUUAGAUUGCUACAAGAGCCUGCAGUAUCCCACAGGCCCCUGGAAGUGUGAAUUUUGCCAAGAGUUGCCAUCGGAUUCUGCUAUAUCUGGCAAUCAAUCUAAUUGCAGUGGUGCAAAAGUAUGCUUGGUGCAGUGUGGUUUGUGCUAUGGAACAUCUGGCGCUUUUAGAAAGACUCUGAAGGGGCAAUGGGUUCAUGCUUUCUGUGCUGAGUGGCUGUUGGAGACCACAUUCAAAAGAGGGCAACCUAAUGCAGUCAACAGAAUGGAGGGCCUUCGCAAGGAUAAAGAGACAUGCUCUAUCUGCAACCGCAAUCUUGGCGCAUGCUUGAAGUGCAGUACUGCAGACUGUCAAAUUACUUUCCAUCCUUUGUGCGCUAGGGAUGCUGGUCUUUACAUGAAUACAAAAAGAAUUGGUAAUGUGUUACAACAUGAAGCAUACUGUGGCAAACACAGUAUCGAGCAAAGAAAGGCUUAUCGUCAACAAUAUGGACCAGAGGAGGUCAAGAGCAUGAAACGAAUGAGGGUUGAAUUGGAACUAUUACGCUUCCUUUGUGAGAGGAUUGUUAGAAGAGAAAAAGUGAAGAAAGAUUUGGUUGUGUGCGAACAUGACGUACUUGCUGCAAGAAGGAUCUCUGCUGCCUCUUCUAUUUGGUCUUCUUAUUAUGCAUCUGGACCUGGAGUGAGUUCAGAAUCUGCCACUACUUCUGUUAAUAACAAAUCAUAUAGUGGAGCGAUGCAAAGAUCUGAUGAUGUCACAGUGGACAGUAGUAUUACUAGGAAACAUACUGUCAGGUUUUCUCUGCAUAACAGGGACGCUGAUAGGAACACAGCUGACAGUUCAACAUCAACAAUAUCGUAUAAGCGGAAGUUGGAUGAUGGGGAAUCACUUACAUUUAAGAAUUUUCCAGAAAAACCAGCUACUGCCUUGCUGGAGUCAGAAGAUGUUGAAAAGAAAUCGACAGAUAAAAAGCAUAGAGAAACAUAUCAAAAGGAGCUUGUUAUGACAUCUGACCAAGCUCUGUUGAAGAACAAGAGCCUUCCGGAGAGAUAUGUUUAUACUCGCCGGAGCUCCCAGUCCAAAAGGAAGCUAUGUAAUCAGCAUGUAGCAGAAGGGCCCGGUGGAUAGGAGCAGUUGAAUUAGGAUCAUGGUGGCUCCUUCAUGGGUUGAACAGAGAACAUUUUUGAAGCUCCAUGCUGAAAGCAUAUGCAGCAAGCGGGGCUGGCCAUUAUAAUCAUGUGCCAUAGCCACUGGGGCGGGCACAGUUGGACCAAGGUCAUUAAGAUGGUGCAGGCUGGGUUCCUAAGUAUGAUUUGAGCUUCCAACCAAAAGAUCUGACUCAUCGAGCUCAUGUCACAGUGCAGGCCAGUAUGUGUGAGUUCAUUCACUAAUUAAGUUAUCAAGGGCAGGUUUUGUGAAAUAUGCCCUGUUGCCAGUGUGCCAUCUGCACAUUAGUUAUGUUAAAGAAGCAAAACAAUUGCAUCAGUGGAUGAUGAAAGAAAGUUGGUAGAGAAUUGUUGCUGACUGACUUCUACCAGUUGGCCAUCAGCGCAUGAAUUAUCCAUGUUUAGGAAUUGUAGCAUAUGUGUGUUCGUAUGUACCGACAAGUCUACAUGUUCAGUUGGUGCGUGGCUUAGAAUUGUCCUGACUGCUGACUUCUGAUGUGGACCCUUGUUGACAUUGUUGUAGAGCAAAUUCGUGUUUGUACAGCCAUGGAGGCCUAGUUUCUUUCUAUGUAGGAGGGUGAUUUUUGUGGUUCACACAAGCUGUUAGUAAACUUGGUGAGCAAAGAACUGCCAUGCGGCCAUAUGGGUUGUCCGGUUGCUCGAUUGUAUUACCGUUACUGCGAAGUCUGGUUUUGUGCU